AAGCGAAACCGCCGUCGCUAUUGUGUCCGACAGACUUACAGCCGACCGUUGCAGUACGUGCGAGCGUGUGUGUGUGUGUGUGUGCGAGAGAGAGAGAGAGCGAGAGAGUCGAGAGAGAAGAGCGCGAGGAAAAGAGUGAGGGAGAUAUAUUGAAAAAAAAAGCACAUAUGAUUUGCGCGUGUGAGAUCCGAGGGUGACGCGUUCACACAGAGUCGAUCGUCUGGUCCGAACCGUCGCGUCGCGCGUACAUCCAGCAGCGGAAACAGUACAGUAGCACGACAAGCAGUAGAACGGCGAGGAGCAACAGAGCACCGCAGAGCCGUUUACGCGUUGUCGCCGAUCCGGAAUACGCACACUCCACGUGGGCCACGUGCUAUUUUCCAACAUACAUGCAUAGGUACGUAGACGAUCGAUCAAAAUUUGUUUACUGUAUUCACGUUAUGGAUAAGUUGAAUUAAUCGAUACCUACGAAGUUGAACAAACACUUUUAAAACUUGUUUUUUUUUUCAGUUUGAAAUGAGUCCAAACGCAACAGAUUCAAGUGCGAUUCUUAGAGAAAACGUGAACAUUAAGAAUGGUUGCUCGAACGGAUGGUCCGGAAGUUUGGAUUCCGACGAAAACCUGGGAUGGAAGCACAACGCGUUAUUCAAAGUCGACAAAAUCGUGAACUUGGUCAAGCAUUAUGCUUUACGAGCAUACAUCAUAUUUUGGCAUGAAUUAUCAAUGGACCAUCGAGUUAGAAGCAGUCCUUACAGUCCACCGCCGGCAGACGAAGUGAUUCUGUCCAAAGACGACGUUUUCACUACCAGACGUCGCCGGUUGUUUUUCUUAACCAUACACCUGGCGGCUUUAACCGGCAUUUACUUUUGCGUGACUGGUCAAGUCAAGAUGUACACAGUGUUAUUUACGUUGGCGUUGGGCACCAUGUCGUCGAUUGGAGUGACCGCUGGGGCUCACAGGUUAUGGUCUCAUCAUUCCUACAAGGCCAAGUGGCCUCUCCGCGUCAUCUUAGCCCUUUUCCAGACCGUGGGUGUCCAGUACAGCAUAUACAAUUGGGUCCGAGACCAUCGGACACACCACAAGUACACGGAUACAGACGCGGACCCACACAAUUCCAACCGGGGAUUUUUCUUUUCGCACGUCGGCUGGGCUGUGAUGAUGCCGCAUCCGGCCUACGAGUCCAAGGUGUCCACUAUCGACAUGAGUGACAUGGAGGCAGACUGGGUGGUCGCGUGGCAGUACAAGCUCUACGCUCCGCUGGCAGCUCUGCUCAGCUAUGUGCUGCCCACUUUGUUGCCGUGGUGGUUGUGGGGAGAGAACUUGUUGGUAGCCCAUUUUGUGGCCGCUCAAUUCCGUCAAGUGCUGACAUUGCACGGCACUUUUCUUAUCAACAGCGCGGCCCAUAUGUGGGGCAUAAAACCGUACGACAAGAACAUCAAUCCCACCGAAAACAUGCUAGUGUCCGUGGCCACGUUCGGAGACGGUUGGCAUAAUUACCACCAUACAUUCCCUUGGGACUAUAAAAACGCCGAGCUGCUCGACUACAAGUUGAACCUGUCCACUGCGUUCAUCGAUCUGUUCGCUUUAAUCGGCUGGGCGUACGACCUGAAGACCGUACCGACCGAUUUGGUAGCUAAACGGGCUUUGAGGACUGGCGACGGUUCCAGGCCCCACGCCGACCAACAUGGACCCCCCGAGCACGACCCUAAGACUCACGUUUUUGGAUGGACUGAUAACGACAUGCCGGAAGACGACCGGAAAAUGGCACAGAUAUACAAAAAAUCGGAUUAGUGCGAUAGUUUUUUUUUUUUUUAUAAAUCCGAUACCUUUCUAACGGACGUUAUUUCAUUUCCUUUCUUCUUGUACAGGCCAAACAAAAGCUUCCUGAGUCGGACGCUUUCAAAUGGCAACAGCGGUGACGAAACCUCUGUUUUAUUUGGAACUAGCCGACUCUGGAGGGCGAUGGGAGACUAGGGGUCAUCUGUGUCGAUCGACCACUAAUCCGUGUGAUAAAUACAAUUUAGAAAAUUGUUCUUAAAGACUGGCUUAAUAUUACAAAAAAAAAAAAAAAUAUGAAAGAGUGCGGUUCUAACGUAUGCCGGAAACUGUAUUAUAGUAAUAACAUUCUAUAGUAUAACAACCUCUUAGUACCUCUACCUAUUCAAUUAUAUUCGACUGUUUGACGAAUAUUGUUUGUCUUGAACUUUUGAAAAAUUCUUGAACUCAAGGAUUCACAUACCUAGAAAAUAUAUUGGAUUAGUUACUAAUGUUAACCAGUAAAGACAUAGUAUAAUAUAAUAUGUAUUAUUAUUGAAUAUUAAUAGUAAGCUAAGUCAUAAAAUCCUUGAUUUUCAUUAACAUGCGGCGACUUCAACGCCUUCGUUCGGCUGACCGGCUAGUUUCCUAGAUCCGUUUAAACAACUAUAUCCUUGUUGAAAACAAAGAAUAAGGACUUUUUUUCAAGAGUUGGAUGGACCAAAAAUAUUUUAGUUUAAGUUUUUCGCCCUGGGCUGUUUACUUUAGACGACUUUAGCCCCAGUGCGUUGACACACGUAUAAUAUAAGUAAACCAUUGUAAAUAUAAACUCACAAAAUUAUCAAAAUAAUCUCUCUGGAAUAUUCUGUUGAAUUUAGAAAAACGUCUCGUUUUUCCUUUUUGCCGUGUUACUGUACUAUAUGAAUAUUCAUUAGUAUGCAAGCGGUGUUGUAUAUAGACCUAUAAAUAUAUAUAUAUAUAUAUAUAUAUAUAUAUAUAUAUAUAUUAUUAUUAUUAUAUUAUAAUCUGAAUAAAAUAGUAUUUUAAACGGAAAUCCUAUCCCGAGCACUUACAACUAAAUAAUAAUUUUGCUAAAUGUCUCUGUUAUACACUUUGACGGGUCGUGAUAUCGCCGUAUUAAGUACUCGAAACACAGUUCAUACAGGGUGGUUAUUUUGACGGAUAUGUGUUUUAUAAUAUGGCGUACAGGGUCAUAUCAGAAUCAGCUAUGCACUGUGAUACUCGGAAAAGACCACACGGCGUUUACGAAAUUACGAACCCUCGAGACAUCAAGACAUGCAAAUUAUGUAAAAUUAUAAAAGUCUUGUUAAAUAAAUAUAUAGGUACGUUUGAAUACUUCUAUCGGGAAUGUUCUGUGUCCUCUUGAAAAUUUUGUACGAUUAUUUUAGGCAACAUAUCUUAAUUAUUACAAGUGACUUGAAAUGGUUUAUUAUAAGGUUCUAAACGGUCGUUUAAUUUUGAGACGGUUGUAGUUAGAAGUGUUAUUAAAAAGUAACGUUGCUAGGAUGUGUUAGUUAUUAGCUCAAGAUCAGUUCAAGAUUCUUGAUUAGAAAACAACGACAUAAAUCUGUUGUUUCCGGUAGUAGAUAAUUUUGAUAAAUCUCUAGAAGUAAUUUCCCCUCAAAUCUGCAGUAAAAAAAAAGCGCAACUACAAAUUAUAGAUACUACUACUACUAUUAUUAAAGCAUACCUGACGACCUAGCUUUCAAUAACUAUAGAAUUUUACAUUUGUAUUAUUUAAAAGUAUAUAUAUUAAAAUGUCUAUACAGUUUUACUAUUAAGAUCUACGUCAUUGAUUUAUUUUAAUCAUAUCAACAAAUCAUAUUGUGUUAUUGGGGACAUCUACGCUUACGAUAAUAUUAUGUAAUAUUUAUUUACUUAUUUGGGAAAGAUAACAUUAUAGUUUGUUAUUUAUAAGUUAGAGAUUUCUAAUUUAGCACUAUUAUCUUUGACCCAUAUUGACCACUGCCAGCCCAAUAGAUUAAUUCGUGCACAUUUUAUUAAUUCUGUAUACAGUAGUAUUUAAGUAAGUAUUUUACAAAAAAUGUAAUCGCCAUUGAAAUCAUUAUAGUUGUAUACAUUUUUUUUUGUUUAGAUAAAUUGUAAAACCAUUUUAUAAAUUAUGAUAAAAAUAAAUUAUACUAGUAUGUAUUCAUGGUUACAGUUUUAAAAUAAAAAUUAGGUACAUUUUUUUACUAGGUCUAAGCUGUAUAACAUCCAGUUAAUAAAACAUUAAACUAUAUGUAAGCAUGUAGUAGGUAAUUUUUAGUUUAUUAUAGAUUGUUUUAAAUAUAAUUAAUCACAAUUGUAAUAGAAUUUACUUUCAUUUUCUUACCUUAUAAGAGGACUGGAUACCGACUAUUUGGAUAUCAAUCUACGUUGAUGUCAUAAAGAAAUCUGAAAACAGAUUUGGAUUCGUCUUAAAGUUACAUUAGAUCAAUACAAUUUUUUUAAUUUUAACGCUUUCCAAAUUGUAUUUUUAAAUUCAAUUUUUUUUUUAAAUUUUGAAAUCCAAUUUAAAGUGUUAAAAUUUGAAAUUAAAAAAAGUACACAAACCGAUGUUAAGCAUACUUUAUAAUGAAUUAAAAUUUGUUUUCUAAUAUGAUGAGCAAAAAACGUCUAAAUUCUUAUGUUGAGCGUGAGAUACCUACACAGAGACCGGAAUAAUCGGUAUCCAAUUCCUUUAACAACAAGCGUUUAUUUUUUUUUCUUACAACUAUUUUUUUUCUGGGAAUAUCCAUUUAACUUUAGUGUAAUAUUAGGUAUAACCUAGUCGUUGACGUAUUGGCUAAAACUUAUACUGGCUGUGCAUAUUAGUACCUACCAAUUAAUAUUAAUGUACAAUUAUACUAAGCAUCGGAAAUCGGUUGUAAUAUUGCCUUCUCUUACUAGACCUAUGUUAAAAUAAUUAUUCCUGAGUAUUACGGGUAUCAAGUUUUAUUGUACACUCAAUAAAUAAUACACUAUAUAAUA
Molecule: messenger RNA, 4749 nt
Organism: Adelges cooleyi (spruce gall adelgid)
Lineage: Eukaryota; Metazoa; Arthropoda; Insecta; Hemiptera; Adelgidae
Product: acyl-CoA Delta-9 desaturase-like
Exons: 6
Coding region: 517-1791 (424 amino acids)
Biological process (GO): unsaturated fatty acid biosynthetic process
Cellular component (GO): endoplasmic reticulum membrane
Molecular function (GO): iron ion binding; stearoyl-CoA 9-desaturase activity
Source: RefSeq, a predicted model, not a curated record